CGAAACUUAUAUCAAACUAGACUAGACGGCAAGCCGGCUCCUGUGUUAUUGUUGCUACCAUGUCUGGCGACAGGGAUUAUAUUGGUUUCGCUACGCUACCGGAACAAGUACACAGAAAAUCGGUGAAAAGAGGAUUCGAAUUUACGUUGAUGGUUUUGGGUGAAACUGGUCUUGGUAAAUCGACGCUUAUUAACAGUUUGUUUCUUGGUGAUCUUUAUAAAGAUCGACGUAUUCCUGAUGCUAUUGAUCGCGUAGAAAAGACAACAACUAUUGAAAAAAAGACAAUGGACAUUGAAGAAAGAGGAGUGAGAUUACGUUUAAAUAUCAUUGAUACCCCGGGAUUCGGAGAUGCUGUCAAUUGUGAAGAUACAUGGAAAGCAUGUUCUGCAUACAUCGACGAACAAUUCCGUCAGUAUUUCACUGAUGAAAGUGGACUCAAUAGAAAAAAUAUUCAAGAUAACCGGGUUCAUUGUUGUUUAUAUUUCAUUCCACCUUAUGGUCACGGCUUGAGGCAAAUGGAUCUUGAAGUUUUAAAAAGACUCCACAGGAAAGUAAACAUCGUCCCAGUGAUCGCCAAAGCUGACACUUUGACAACUCAGGAAGUUAAGCGAUUGAAACAAAACAUUUUGUCAGACAUCGAAGAACAUGAGAUCCAGAUCUACCAGUUUCCGGACUGUGACAGUGAUGAAGACGAAGACUUCAAACAACAGGACAAAGAAUUAAAAGCUUGUGUACCUUUUGCGGUCAUUGGAAGUUCAACUGUGCUUGAGGUAGCAGGAAGAAAAGUUAGAGGCAGACAAUAUCCUUGGGGAGUUGUAGAAGUUGAAAAUCCAAAGCACAGUGACUUUGUUAAGCUGCGUACAAUGUUGAUAUCAACUCACAUGCAAGAUUUAAAAGACGUAACCCAAGAUGUCCAUUAUGAAAAUUUCCGAGCUCAAUGCAUAUCUCAAAUAUCGCAACAGGCAAUCAGGGAAAGGAGGUACUUACCCAAUAAAUUAAAAAGAGAUUCUGGUCCGCAAUUUGAAAAUAGUAUAUCAGAUACCGAUCGACUGCUGCUUCAGAAAGAUGAAGAAAUAAGAAGAAUGCAAGACAUUUUAGCUCAAAUGCAAGAAAAAUUAAAAGCUACUGGACAAGUUAGUGGUAUUGGAUUGAGAGGUCGAGUUGGUAGUCUAGGUAAUGACUUAGACGCCGUCGAUCAUGACAAAAAACGUAACAGUAUUAUUGACGUUUAAAGUAUUUUUAAAUUACUGAGAUAAAUAUAAUAAAUAAAUUAUAUUUAUAAACUGACGCAGGUUUUUUAACGCCAAUUAAUAAAUAAUUAACACAAGUAUUUAAUUAAAUGCAAUACGCGCAGUAUUAAGGAUGCGAUUCAAAAAUUUUUUUUUUUUUUCACGUAAAAAGUG
Molecule: messenger RNA, 1403 nt
Organism: Microplitis demolitor
Lineage: Eukaryota; Metazoa; Arthropoda; Insecta; Hymenoptera; Braconidae
Gene: Septin4
Product: septin-2
Exons: 9
Coding region: 60-1232 (390 amino acids)
Biological process (GO): regulation of exocytosis; cytoskeleton-dependent cytokinesis
Cellular component (GO): microtubule cytoskeleton; synaptic vesicle; septin ring
Molecular function (GO): GTPase activity; GTP binding; molecular adaptor activity
Source: RefSeq, a predicted model, not a curated record